Perca flavescens (yellow perch) is the source of this 4983-nucleotide messenger RNA. It is a transcript of the gene abcc8, whose product is annotated as ATP-binding cassette, sub-family C (CFTR/MRP), member 8. Gene Ontology annotation, cellular component: membrane. The transcript has 38 exons. The coding region runs from base 75 to 4835 and encodes 1586 amino acids. The record is from RefSeq and is a predicted model, not a curated record. Gene Ontology annotation, biological process: potassium ion transport; transmembrane transport. Gene Ontology annotation, molecular function: ATP hydrolysis activity; ABC-type transporter activity; sulfonylurea receptor activity. NCBI's taxonomy places the organism in Eukaryota, Metazoa, Chordata, Actinopteri, Perciformes, Percidae.
UCUGGUCCUCUGGUCCUCCUCUUCCUCCUCCUGCUCUUCCUCCGGCCGGUUCCCUGCAGAGUCCCGGCUCCACCAUGUCCUUGGCGUUCUGUGGGAAUGAGAAUAACUCGGUGGCAUACAACGUCGACGGAGGGGUUCUAAACAACGGCUGUUUUCUGGAUGCGCUAAAUGUGGUGCCACAUGUUUUCCUCCUCUUCAUCACCUUCCCCAUUCUCUUCAUCGGCUGGGGCAGUCAGAGUUCAAAGGUCCACAUCCACCACAGCACCUGGCUUCACUUUCCUGGUCACAACCUGCGCUGGCUCCUCACCUUUGUCCUGCUCUUCAUCCUCAUCUGCGAGAUUGCAGAGGGCAUUUUCUCUGAUGGGUUUAGCCAAUCCCUCCACCUGCACCUGUACAUGCCUGCAGCUUUGGCCUUCAUGGCUGGCAUUACCUCUAUUGUCUACUAUCAUAACAUCGAGACCUCCAACUUCCCCAAACUACUGUUAGCCCUGCUGAUCUACUGGGUGCUGGCCUUCAUCAUGAAGACUAUAAAGUUUGCCAAGUACACCGAGCAUGGCAUCGGCCCCAGGCAGCUACGCUACUGCAUCACCGGACUGCUGGUGCUGCUGUAUGGACUCCUACUAGCUGUGGAGAUCAAUGUCAUCCUGGGAAGGCGCUACAUGUGUUACGCCGAGCCCAAAGAGGUGAAGCCCCCCGAGGACCUCCAGGACCUGGGUGUUCGUUUCCUGCAGCCCUUCGUCAACCUGUUGUCCAAAGCCACCUACUGGUGGAUGAACACCUUCAUUACCGCCGCUCACAGACGACCCAUAGACCUCAAGGUGAUCGGCAAACUGCCCAUCGCCAUGCGAGCCCUCACCAACUACAUAAAGCUACGCAAGGCCUUCGAAGACCAAAAGAGGCCUCAGGGCACAGCACCCCAGAGCCCAAAGAUGAUCUGGCAGGCCUUGAGGAAAGCAUUUGGCAGACCGCUCAUUCUCAGCAUCACAUUCCGCUUCCUGGCUGACCUGCUGGGCUUCGCCGGCCCUCUCUGCAUUUCCGGCAUCGUCCACAACAUCAGCAAGGACAACCGCACCAUUCAGCAGCCGAUAAGGUUGCUGGGGAUCAAUUUCAUUUCCUCCAAGGAGUUUCUGGAGAAUGCAUAUGUGCUGACUGUGCUGCUCUUCUUCGCCCUGCUCCUUCAGAGGACCUUCCUCCAGGCCUCCUACUAUGUGGCCAUUGAAACGGGCAUCAACCUGCGCGGGGCCAUUCAGACAAAAAUCUACAACAAGAUCACACGUCUGUGCACCUCCAACAUGUCCAUGGGCGAGUUAACUGUUGCUCAGAUCUGUAACCUGGUCGCUAUAGAUACCAACCAGCUCAUGUGGUUCUUCUUCCUCUGUCCUAACCUGUGGGCCAUGCCAGUACAGAUUAUUCUGGGAGUGAUCCUGCUCUACUACCUCUUGGGAAUCAGUGCCUUGAUUGGAGCAACCGUCAUUGCUGUGUUAGCUCCUGUACAAUACUUUGUGGCCACCAAGCUGUCCCAAACACAAAAGAGCACCCUGGAAUACUCCAGUGAACGUCUAAAGAAGACCAAUGAGCUGCUGCGGGGCAUCAAGCUGCUGAAGCUGUACGCCUGGGAACACAUCUUCUGUGACAGUGUGGAGGAGACCAGGGGCAAAGAGCUCACCAGCCUGCGGGCCUUUGCUCUUUACACAUCCAUCUCCAUUUUCAUGAAUGCAGCCAUUCCCAUCGCAGCUGUGUUGACGACGUUUGUGGUUCACGUUCACAUCUCCGAGGACGCUGAUCUGUCCCCAGCUGUGGCCUUUGCUUCUCUGUCCCUCUUUCACAUCCUGGUCACCCCCCUCUUCCUGCUCUCCAGUGUGGUGCGCUCCACUGUCAAGGCUCUUGUUAGUGUUCAGAAGCUCAGCGAGUUUUUCUCAAGUGAUGAGAUUGGAGACGAACAGGAGCCCAGAGCAAUGGUAACCUCUGGCUCCAGCAAUCACAACCAAAAUAGAUACCAGGCUGUGCCGCUGAAGGUGGUGAACCGGAAGCGCCCUCCGAGGGACGACUGGAACAACUACAGCUCACAGGGGGACCACGAGGGCGACAGACCCUACCAGGAGGUGGACCAAGACAUCUGUAUCAAGAUAACUAGCGGUUAUUUCACCUGGACCGAUGGACCACCAACACUUUCUAAUGUGGACAUCAAGAUUCCUUUUGGUAAGCUGACUAUGAUUGUGGGCCAGGUGGGUUGUGGAAAAUCGUCUCUGCUGCUGGCAGCGCUGGGAGAGAUGCAGAAAGUGUCAGGAACAGUCACCUGGAACAGCCUGCCAAACCUGGAGUCUGAGGGAGAUGAAAGUCCCACGGACAGAGAUGCAGCAGGUGACGGAGAAAUCAGGAAGAGAGGCGCUGUGGCCUACGCUUCCCAGAAGCCCUGGCUGUUGAAUGCGACACUGGUGGAGAACAUUACCUUUGAGAUGCCCAUGAUCAAACCGAGGUACAAUGCUGUCAUCGAGGCCUGCUCUCUCCAGCCUGACAUUGACAUCCUUCCACAAGGGGACCAGACAGAGAUUGGGGAGCGGGGUAUCAUCCUGUCAGGGGGACAGAAACAGCGUAUCAGCGUUGCCAGAGCCUUGUACCAACAGACCCACGUGGUCUUUCUGGAUGACCCAUUCUCUGCUUUAGACAUCCAUCUGAGUGACCAUCUGAUGCAGGACGGUCUGCUCAAGCUCCUGAGAGAGGAGAAGAGGACGGUGGUGUUGGUCACACACAAACUUCAGUAUCUACCACACGCAGACUGGAUCAUUGCCAUGAAAGAUGGUACUAUCCAGACUGAAGGGACUCUGAAGGACAUCCAGAACUCUGAGCCUGAACUCUUUGAGCAAUGGAAAACGCUGAUGCACAGACAGGACCAGGAGUUUGAGACGGAGACGGAGGCGGCGAGUAUGACAGAUCUGGAGAGGAAAAACCUGCGCAGGGCCAUGUACUCCAGAGACGCCGCCAGGACUGAAGAGGACGAGGAAGAGGAAUCCCUGGAGAGUGACGAUGACGACGACCUGUCGCAGGUUAUGCGUCAGCGUGCCACCAUCCCCUGGCGCUCCUGCGGCACCUACCUGUCCUCCGCCGGGGUCCUCCUGCUCAUCCUGCUCCUCCUGUCACAGCUGCUCAAACACUCCCUCAUGGUCGCCAUCGACUACUGGCUGGCACACUGGACGUCACAUGUCAUCGCGGCCAAGGUGGUAACAACAGCUCGGAACUGUACCGUCGUUCAGGGAUGUGGCUUCAGUCACUCGUGGUAUCUGUCAGUGUUCAGCGUGCUGUGCUGCUUGGGCAUCGUCCUGUGUCUGUUCACCUCCGUGGCUGUGGAGUGGACCGGCCUCAAAGUGGCCAAGGAGCUCCACCACAACCUACUCAACAAGAUCAUCCUGGCCCCCAUGAGGCUGUUUGAGACGACUCCGCUCGGCAGCAUCCUCAACAGGUUUUCCACAGACACAAACACAAUCGACCAGCACAUCCCCACCACCCUGGAGUGCCUCUCCCGCUCCACCUUGCUGUGUGUGUCUGCUCUGGGCGUCAUCUGCUACGUGACCCCCAUCUUUCUCAUCGCCCUCCUGCCACUGGCCGUCACCUGCUACUUCAUCCAGAAAUACUUCCGGGUGGCCUCAAGGGACCUGCAGCAGUUGGAGGACAGCACCCAACUCCCUUUACUCUGCCACUUCUCUGAGACAGUGGAAGGCCUCACCACUAUAAGGGCCCUCAGGUAUGAGCCCAGGUUCAGACAGAGGUUACUGCAGUACACUGACGCCAACAACAUCGCCUCUCUCUUUCUCACAGCAGCCAACCGUUGGCUGGAGGUCCGCAUGGAGUACAUUGGAGCGUGUGUGGUGUUGGUGGCAGCUGUAGCCUCCAUCACCAACUCUCUCUACAACCAGCUGUCCACCGGUCUGGUGGGGCUGGGACUGACGUACGCCCUCAUGGUAUCCAACUACAUGAACUGGAUGGUGCGUAACCUGGCAGACAUGGAAGUACAGCUUGGCUCAGUCAAAAGGAUAAACGGCCUGCUCAAAACUCAACCAGAGAAUUACGAGGGACUGCUCACUGUGUCUCAGGUCCCUGACGGCUGGCCCCGAGAGGGAGAGAUCAAGAUCCAGAAUCUGAGCGUCCGGUACGACGCCACGCUGAAGCCUGUGCUCAAAAAUGUGAACGCACACAUCAACCCUGGGCAGAAGGUGGGGAUCUGUGGCAGGACAGGCAGCGGCAAAUCAUCUUUCUCCUUGGCCUUCUUCCGCAUGGUGGACAUGUUUGAGGGGAGGAUUGUGAUCGACGACAUCGACAUCUCCAAGCUGCCUCUACAGACCCUCAGGUCUCGCUUGUCCAUUAUCCUCCAAGACCCCAUCCUGUUCAGCGGUGCCAUCCGGUUCAACCUAGACCCAGAGAUGAAGGCUACAGAUGAGAUGCUCUGGGAAGCUCUGGAGAUCGCUCAGCUGAAGCCUGUUGUUAAAUCCCUCCCAGGAGGCCUGGAUGCCAUGGUGACGGAGGGAGGAGAAAACUUCAGUCAGGGUCAGAGACAGCUGUUCUGUCUGGCCAGAGCCUUCGUCAGGAAGAGCAGCAUCCUCAUCAUGGACGAAGCCACUGCGUCCAUAGACAUGGCAACGGAGAGCAUCCUGCAGAAAGUGGUGAUGACUGCCUUUGCUGACCGAACAGUGGUUACUAUAGCACAUCGUGUCCACACCAUCCUGAAUGCCGACCUGGUGAUUGUGAUGAAGAGGGGGGUGAUCCUGGAGUAUGACAGGCCCGAGGCCCUGUUGGACAAGGACGACAGCGUCUUCACCUCCUUCGUGCGAGCAGACAAGUAGCACAAGAAAAGAGAGAGGAAGCAUUAGAGGAAGACAUUCAAAGUGCAAUUGUCCCAUGGAAUAUAUUCCUUUUUUUUAUUUUUUAAUCAUGUAUAAUAUUUGUACAUACAACAUAGUUAAUUCUUUGUUAAUAAAACAUAAAUGAUCA